Molecule: messenger RNA, 1185 nt
Organism: Aspergillus pseudotamarii
Lineage: Eukaryota; Fungi; Ascomycota; Eurotiomycetes; Eurotiales; Aspergillaceae
Product: OSTA/TMEM184 family protein
Exons: 6
Coding region: 1-1185 (394 amino acids)
Biological process (GO): transport
Molecular function (GO): transporter activity
Source: RefSeq, a predicted model, not a curated record
AUGGGCAUACUAAUUCCGAGAGCUGGCAGCUUUGGCUGUGCUAUACCCGAUCACCUUGAACAAUAUGGCAGCGACCCCUUCGUGGGGAAUCUCACAUUCUACCAAUUUAACAUGAUCGUAUCCGGAGGUUGCACUGUGAUAGUAUUAAUUUUGAUCUUUGGCCUGAUGGGGCGACAUGCGAUGCGGAUGAGUAACCCUAACGAACAACUUAAGAUAAUGCGAAUCUGCAAUCUCAUCCCCUCCUACCAAAUUCUAUCCUUCAUCUCAAUCUGUUUUCCAAACUCCUACAUCUAUCUACAGGGGUUCACAGAGGUGCUCCAGGGUGUGGCUCUAUACGCCUUCCUCAUGUUACUCUGCGAUUUCAUGGCUCCCGAUGAUAGAAGUAAAGUGAAGUUCUUUUCUUCCCUUGAGACAAACAGACAGUGGCAGCCGAAGAAAAAAAGGAAUGGUCUUGCGUUCUUGGAGUUGACUUGGUACUCCGUGCUUCAAUAUCCAGUCAUCACCUGGAUUACCGCGGUCUCCCAAGUAGUGACACAGUCACUACACGUUUACUGCCUCGACAGUACAGAGCCUCAUUUCGCUCAUGUUUGGCUCCAGGUAGUUACAUCGCUAUCGACAUCAGUAGCCAUCAACGCCAUACUCCAAUUCUAUAUGAAAAUGAAGGGAUACAUGACACAGCACAGGCCACUACUCAAGCUGAUGGCAUUCAAGCUGACCAUCGGAGUAAUUCUCUUGGAGAAGAUCCUUUUCCUCAUCCUUACGGGAACAAAUGUUCUCAAGCCCUCCGCCUCAAUGACCUACAUCGACGUACUGAUGGGCCUCCCUACAAUGGUAAUCUGCGUGCAGAUGGUCCCACUCUGUUUCCUUGUCCUCUACGCUUAUCGCACAGAGCCCUACGAGAUCAAGAUCUCACCGGGCACCCUCCGACCCCGAGAAUACCAGACCGUCGAGUCCGAUACCGACGAGGAGACCUUGAUGAGCGGCUUCCCGAAACGCUACCAAGGGGGUCGCUGGGGAUUGUAUGCCUGGGCUGUCUAUUUAAAUCCGCUGGCGCUAUUUCAGGAUGUCAAGGCGGCUUAUGAUAUGAUUCAUAGUGCGCGGGCUGUGCAGAAGGCUCAUGCGAAGCAACCGGCGCAGGAGAUGGCAAGAUAUGAGACGCGGCAUGAGAGUGGCGAGGGCGCUUAA